AUGCCAGUUAUUUGCCAAAUACAGUCAAUAUGGGCUGAUGAUGGCCGAAUUUAUUUUUUGCAAGGAUCUGCUCAACCUGCUGGUCAAGGAAAUAAUGCUAUAAUUGCUGCUAAAAAUGCCGACAUUCCUAAUGGAAUUUUCAUGACUCGGCAUAGUUGUGACAUGAAAUUUUCUUAUCUUAGCGAAAAUUUCACUUAUAUUCUAAAACAUGAAACUCGUUCAUUAAUCGGUACAUCUUUCUAUUGCCUAGUAUUUCCAACUGAUAUAAAUCGUGUAGCUUCGUCGAUACGAGAAAUGCUCGUUAAAGGUCAUUCGCAAACACCCUAUUAUAGACUGAUUAGCAAUAAUGGUUCAAUUAUUUGGUUACAAACCGAGGCGACCGCAGUCAGUCACACUUCGAAGGGCCGUAAAGGCCAGAUUCAAAAUGAACGAGAAUUUCUCAUUGAUAGUAAUCAGAAGGUUGCAAGAAAUGAAGCUCCUUUCAACGAGAAGGAGGAUAGUUCAGACCUAAGGAAAGACUAUGAUGAAGUACUUCAAUUUUUUCGCCACCAACCAAACAAUAAUAUACCAAAAGCAACGAAUUUUUGUUCAGCGGAGGGCCAAAUGCAAAGUGUUCCUCGGAAAACUUGCGAUGAAUCGGACCCUUCACUCACUCGAGCAACAGUAUUUGUCGCUCAGCUCAAUUCUCCUGAAUCCAAUACAGAUGACCUCAUAUAUGGAAAUAAUUCUUCUAGUCCUUACGCUCAAUUCGAUUAUAAUCCAUUAACUUCAACAGAAUCAGUAAUUGAGCCUCGAUCACCCACUGGGUCAGUUACUAAUACAUCAGGUAUCAGGACGGUGCAAGAUUGUUCGGACAUCGUGCAAAAUUUGCCAAAUAAUUUUUGCACUGAUUCAUUACUUAAUACUCUUCUAUUACCCUCUGUUUCAGGCACUUAUCCAUUAUCAAAUGCUGAUGUUAUUCAUAGUCGGUCAACGGGAACCACAAGUGUGCAAUCCACCGUUCCUGUUAUCAGUGCGAGAUAUAUCAGGUCGUUAGGAUAUGAACCAUUUGUUCAAUCUUCAGUUGCCUCAUGCCACAAUCCUCCAUACAUAAUCCAAACAGCAAAUAAUGCUCAUACAAAGAUGGAAAAUCAUGGCGUUUUCAAAAGUAGUGGCGAUGACCUUCCAAUGUUGGCACCAUUCAUUGCACAUGACGAUGUGAUGCAGCUUACGACAGAUCUGCAUGGCCUCUUACCAGACUAUAGCAUUACUGAAUGGAUGUUAUCUGAUCCGUUGAGCCUUCAAACGACUCUGGGUGUUUCCGAAGAUUGUUCCGCAGCAAGAACGAAAUCAUUGGCUGAAGUGAAUACUAUCUCUGAAUUAAAUUCGCCUCAAAGUCAGCAAUUAAUUUUUGAUAAAUUUUCUUUCGAUGAGCAAAAUCUCGCUCAUGAACAGAAAUCAGCAAUUCAAGCUGCAUUCUUGAAUAGCAUUAAUGGUCAAACGAUUGGAUUUAACGUCGGACCUAUUUCACAGCGAUAG
This is a messenger RNA of Dracunculus medinensis (Guinea worm), 1518 nucleotides long. The record is from the annotation of a GenBank genome assembly. NCBI's taxonomy places the organism in Eukaryota, Metazoa, Nematoda, Chromadorea, Rhabditida, Dracunculidae.